Blastocystis hominis is the source of this 1170-nucleotide messenger RNA. RefSeq lists its product as hypothetical. The coding region runs from base 1 to 1170 and encodes 389 amino acids. The record is from RefSeq and is a predicted model, not a curated record. The transcript is spliced from 4 exons. Gene Ontology annotation, cellular component: membrane; oligosaccharyltransferase complex. Gene Ontology annotation, biological process: protein N-linked glycosylation. Lineage: Eukaryota; Bigyra; Opalinata; Blastocystidae.
AUGAAGAGCUGCUUUCUGUUAAUCCUCUUAAUUGCUGUAUUUGCCCAUUCAGCAUACGGAGAAUACGAAAACGGAGUCAUUCGUUUCCAUUUGGGUGAUCUCGUCAGCGAUAAGGAAUCUGAGCUCACAGUCCAAGCGUAUGAAGGUGAAAAUACGCCGACAUUGACUAUGUACAAAAAUGGAGCUUUCGAGCUGCCUUAUCAACUCACUCCGGGUUUUACGAAGUUCAACAUUCUGGUCCGUAGUCGUGAAGGAGAAGUCGUUGCGAGGUCGGAGGUGGAAGUCGUUGCCAAAACAGAGAUUCAUUUCUCUAGCUUUAGUCUUACGAUCGAUCAUAAGACCACGGAGUACACUAUUCCUUACACACAACCAUCUCCCCUCAGUUUGGGUCCUAAGACGUCGAUCACUCUGAAAGUCAUUUCGGAGGACGCUGGAAAGCUCGUUCCCACGACUACGUUGUUCAUGCUUGAAAGCCCGAGCGGGAAGAAGUUGACCUUGCCCAUGCGCACCAAGGAGGGUGUUUCCGUCAUCACCUUCAACCCUGCGCGAAAGGAUGUGGCCACUCCGUUUAACUACGAGAACGGCGUGUACCAGGCUUCGUUCCUCUGCGGUGACGCUCUUCUGGCCUCUCCGCUGACGCUCCCUCUGCUGAAGCUGGAGAUCGACUUUGGCGGUGUUCCGGAAUCUCCCGUGUACCCUAUCUACAGCAAGCCGCUGCUCUACGAGAGCGAGAACAGUGUGAAGCCGCUGAAGGAGAUCUCGCACGUGUUCCGUGCGGAGAACGUGAACCCUCCGUUCGUGUUUCCGCUGGCGUUUUCGCUGGCGAUUCCGGCCUGCCUGGUGGGCUUGCUGCUGGUCUGGGGCCGCCUGGGCAUGGAGCUGAAGAGAUCGCGUUCUGACGCAGGCGAGCCGCUUGGUGUUCGGCGUGUGCGUCGCUGGAAUCGUGUGUCUGUAUGCUGCGUUCUGGGUGGGGUGGGACAUCGUGCAUCUGUUCAAGGUGCUGCUGCCCGUGGCGCUGCUCACCGUGCUGGCGGGAAGCCGCGCUCUGCUGUAACGAUGAAGAGGAGCUGUUGGUUCGACUGUUUGUUCGCAAACACGCAAUACAAUGAACAGCACUACCACCUACACACCGAUCGCUCGAUGCAUCGUCGGGAGCCUCCGGCCCUUUAA